Messenger RNA from Fukomys damarensis (Damara mole-rat), 897 nucleotides. RefSeq names its product taste receptor type 2 member 1-like. Gene Ontology annotation, cellular component: membrane. The record is from RefSeq and is a predicted model, not a curated record. The transcript has a single exon. The coding region runs from base 1 to 897 and encodes 298 amino acids. NCBI's taxonomy places the organism in Eukaryota, Metazoa, Chordata, Mammalia, Rodentia, Bathyergidae. Gene Ontology annotation, molecular function: bitter taste receptor activity; G protein-coupled receptor activity. Gene Ontology annotation, biological process: detection of chemical stimulus involved in sensory perception of bitter taste; sensory perception of taste; G protein-coupled receptor signaling pathway.
AUGCUAACGUCUCACCUCCCUAUUCAUUUUCUUAUGGCUGUGAUACAAUUUCUUACUGUGUUCUUCAUAAAUGGCUUCAUUGUGCUAGUAAACAUCAUGGACUUCAUCAAGCACAGACAAAUGGCUCCUUUGGAUCUGCUUAUUUCCUGCUUGGCAACGUCGAGGAUUUGUCAGCAGGUGCUCACCUUCCUUGUGCAUCUGACUCAUCUCUCCAUCAUUAAAAAUAUGAAAUUUACUGAGUAUUAUAUACUUUUCAUGUUUGUAAAUAUUUGUGGGAUUUGGUUGGCCACAUGGCUUGGUGUUUUCUACUGUGUCAAGAUUGCCACCUUCCCACACCCACUGUUCUUCUGGCUGAAGAUGAGGAUAUCCAAGUUGGUGCCAUGGCUGAUCCUGGGGUCCAUACUGUAUGCAUCUGUCUGUACUGGCAUCCAUACUAUAUAUAUAUGGACUAUCACCCAAAAAUUCUUCAUCAACUUUUUCCACAAAAAUGCAACUCAAACUGAAGAAAUAGAUAUUAUACCAUUUUCACUUUUGUUUAUUCAUUUUACAGUGCCAUUAAUUGUCUUAUUUAUUGCUGUUCUGCUCUUGAUAUUCUCCCUGGGGAGACAUACCCAGAACAUGAGAAUCAUUGCUACAGGAACCAGGGACCACAGCAGGACCUCCCUCUUCAGGGCCAUGCUGUCCAUCCUGUCUUUCUUAAUCCUCUACUUCUCCCACUACACCAUCAUCAUUUUGUUCUUCUUUCACAUUUUGCAGUUUGGAAGCUUCUCUUUUGUUUUCUGCACCGUGGUGGCUGGCAUCUACCCAUCUAUACACUCUGUCAUCUUAAUUUUAGGAAAUCCUAAACUGAAACAAAAAGCAAAAAUGUCCCUGCUCUGUGGUCAGUGUGGUCAGUGA